AUGGCGGCAGCGGCGAAGAAGACGAGAGGCAGGCAAAAGAUCGCCAUGCAAAGGAUCGAGAACGACGACGACCGCAUGGUCACCUUCUCGAAGCGCAGAUCGGGUCUCUACAAGAAGGCCAACGAGCUGGCCACGCUCUGCGGCGCCCACGUCGCGCUCCUCAUCUUCUCCCAGGCCGGUCGGGCCUACAGCUUCGGCUCGCCGUCCAUCGAACCCCUCGCCCAACGGUUCCUGAACAGGACCGGGCCGGCCCUUCCCCGGUUCGAGGAGGCUCGGCGGCGUGCGAAGAUCGACGAGCUGUGCCAGCGCCACAACGAGGUCGUGGAGCAGGUGGACGCGCUGAAGGCGCGUCAGGAGGAUCUGAGGAAGGUGAUGACGUGGAGGAAGGCGGGAUUGGAUUGGUGGGAGAUUCCGGUCGGGGAGAUGAACCGGGACCAGCUCCGGGCGAGUGAAUUUCUCUUCGGGGAGGUUGCUGCGGCUCUGGAUGCGAAGGUGAAGGAGAAUAAUAAUAAUAACAACUUCGGGUCGUCGUCGGCGGCGGGGUCUGGUGCUAAUCUAGGUGGCGCCGGCGGAAGCAUUUGA
This is a messenger RNA of Linum tenue, 582 nucleotides long. The record is from the annotation of a GenBank genome assembly. Lineage: Eukaryota; Viridiplantae; Streptophyta; Magnoliopsida; Malpighiales; Linaceae.